Molecule: messenger RNA, 18282 nt
Organism: Xyrichtys novacula (pearly razorfish)
Lineage: Eukaryota; Metazoa; Chordata; Actinopteri; Labriformes; Labridae
Source: the annotation of a GenBank genome assembly
GCUCUCCUGCGCGCUCUCGUACCAUGUCGCCAUUUUGAUUCGAAAAAUAUGACUGAGUUUUUCCUGCUUUGCUUGCUAAACUUAGCCCCGCGUUUGAAUUAUUUUGUCCGUGAGUACGAAUCACACACUCUCGUUUGAAAUAACAGGUAAUCCCGUCGCUUUCGAGUACCUACCGCCGCCGGAGGAGUGUUCAUUUGAUUGACUUUAAAGCCAGAUUUUGACUAACGUUAGCUAAGUUGAGCUAGCUAACUGUAGCCUGACCCCUUCUUCAAAACAAAUCACUAAAGCUGAUGUGGGUUAGCUGGUUAGCUUAGAGAGCUGGAGACUUAGCAGCAGUGUGAAAAACUCCCAACAAUCUGAUUCAGACGGAAGGAAAAGCAGCGGAUUUGAGUCAAAGGUGAGUUUUUGCGGAGACGGAUGGUUGUGAGUUUGGACACAUGGCUAACGUUAACUCUGCUGCUGCUGCUGCUACUGCAGGGACAAAAGUUGAACUAAGUUGUUUAAGUUUGCUAACUGAGGACACGAUAAUUAGCUGUGUGCUAAUCAGAGCAAAGGAGGAACUAAUGGGAACGCCAGCUAAAGCGAUGCUAACUUUACAACUUAAGUGUUUAAAUCAAAUGUUAAAGCGUUGAAGUUUAGUUUGAGGUUCCUGUUUAGUUGUAUUGGACUUAAAUCUGAUGAACGCUAACUACUGAUUUUAACUCCUGUUUUAUUAGCUGCCAUCGAGAUCAGCCGAGUUUAAUUUGUAUCCAGAGUAUGUUACUCUUUAAAAGAUCACAUCUAUAUUUAAGAUUUCUUCAUAUCACUGUUUCAAUAGAUAAGGUAAUGUACUCGGUGAAGUCUGAGGCCAACAGCGAAGAAACCUCCAUAAUGACUAAAAUCAGCGUUGAACUCUGUCCAGGUCGACUCGAUCAAACCGCUUUAUUUAAGGAAAAACAAGGAUAAAUAAUCAAGAAGACUGCAGUCCGAAUCUGUCUGCUUCAUUUAUCUUGUAUAAUUUGGUGCUGGUGUCUCCACUGGAGUUGAAGUAAACAGAAAUCUGAGCUCCAGCCGCAGGUCAGUUGAUGUUCACUUCAUGCCAAGGCUACAGCGGCUCAGUUUACAUUUCUUAAGCUACACACCAGUCUGCCUCUUUAUUGUUUUACCAUCUUAGCAAAUAGACACCUUUUUAUUUCCAUGUUUUGUUCAUUUAUUCACUUACAUAACCGCCGAGUGUGGGUACUGAACAGCAGCCAUCAGCAAAUAAUUUGGCACUCAGUAAAAGCAGAAGCUGAUCUAACAUCAACCAGCUCCAACAUUUUGACCACAUGUAAUCGAAUGCGAUUCAAUUCAACAACUAUACCUUAAAUUCUUCUUCCAGGAAGUUUAUAACUUUGAGUCUAUUUUUGGUUAUGAUCAGACAGGUGACUGUCAUACUUAAUAUUUAUUAUUAAAGGCACAGUGGGAGGUGGUGGAGUACUGCUGGGAGCAAUAUAUUAGGAACACCUCUCAUUAUAAUACACUCUAAACCCCCACAACAACUCCCGACGAUUCAUUUAAAGGAUGAUUAUCACCUGGUAAGUUUGUUUUGUUUCAGGUCAAUGAAAGCAGAGUUUGGAUUUGUGGAUGUGAAAUUAACCCCAGAUUAUAAAAGGCUGGAUUAUAUAUUUGAUAUUAACAUUCACCCCUUUGAAUAACAGACACUGUAAUUACAUUAAAUGCAUUAAUUUGUACAUUAAUAAAAUUAAUACUCAUAUUGUAAUUUAUAACAAAACUUUCAUAUCUGUUUAUAAUAAGCUUGAAUGUUUAAAAUGCACCAGUAAGCCUUAUAAAAAGAGCUGAAUAAAGCCUUAUGUGGCUGUUUAUUAUUUAUGUUAUCGUUUUUUUUUAAGUCACUGACUCUCUGAGAUAUGUGCAGUCAUGUCAACAGUAACACAACAGGAUUUAUGUUUCUAAAAGUUAAGGUUUUGGAGGGCAGUGAAAUGUAAAACAGACUGAGGCUUGUGAAGAUUUAAGGGGUUAAAUAAGGGUUGAUUGAAGUCAUUGGCCCAGAUUAAUAACUAUAAGUUUGUUGAUUAUAAUAACAAAUAAUAAUAACAAAUAUAAUAACAAAUGUUAAUUAUAAGUUCUUUCUUUGUAAAUUGAUUUCUGGGGGUAAAGGGGCAGAUAAAAUAGGAUUAGUCUUCUUUCUGCUUCCUUUUAUUCCAGAUAGAACGUUUGUAUUUAAAUUAAAUUGUUUAUUUUUAUUUUUAAAGGAAUGAAAUAAAGAAUAAAUUAAAUGAAAUGGAAUAACAAAAAUAAGAUGAGCGCCAGUCAGUCAGUAUUUUCAGUAAAACUUUACAAACAGGGGACGCCGGUCUCUUCUAUUUCUUGAUCUUUCUUCCCAGCACAUGUCGAGUCUCACAUGUUCAAAGUCUGAAAGAACUGCCUCUCUUGAUAGUUUGGGACAUUUUUAUCCAUAAACAUCAAACUUCAUCCAUUAGCCUGGUGGUAUCAGCUGAGCAGCAAACACUGUGGACAGAUAUCGUCACUUUAUAAAAGUGUAAAUAAGCAGCAGCAAGCUGAGCCACACUGUGGAUUUGUUUUGUUAUCUGAAGUGAACUUUUGCAGAUUGUUUGAACGUCUGGUCGGACAUGUUGUGCUCAGUAUCUAGUAUAACAUAGCACAACACAUAAACAUCUGACUUACCACCAGUUUUCAUUUAGAGAGAGGGCUGAGGUGAAGAGCAGGUGGGGUUCCCCUCUGAACUGACUUAAUUACAGACAACUGUUGGCGCUCUACAUCCACACAUCUAUGCCCUUUACGUGUGCCAUUGUUCCCCUUUUCAUAGUUUAUGAGCCAGGAGACGGUUUUUUGUUGAGGUUGCCUCUGGUGGGUUCUAUUUUGGAUGUAAAGUCAAGCAUUUGCUUUCCUGCUCUGUGUCCACAGGGAGCGUUCAGCGGGGUUAUUAUUGCACUUGUGUACUCUGUAAAUGUAUGCCAGAUGGACACUGCUGCUGCUGCUGCUGCUGCAUGUACAGAGAGGGGUCCUCCUCAGGAAAAAAAAAAAAAAAAAAACGAAAAGAGAAAAGGAGGAAGCACUUUAAUUUCCUCCUUCAGUUUUACUUCCACCACCAACAGUUGGUAGCAUGUUGCUAAGAGGGACGCAUUAGCGCUGUCAGAGCCGGCCGAUGUAAAUGUGAUUUGUCACUGCUGCUGUGUUAGGUUGUCUGGAUUAGCUGCCACAGUAACCACAGGAGGGAAAACAAACCCAGCACAGUUGUGUAGUCACAAAAGCAUUAAACACUGAAUUAUUUUGGUGGUAUUCUCGAUGCACCACGCUCUGACGGCAAGCGUUUAAAGCCCCUCGUAUCAGAUAGGUUUUGGUUUGACCUUGUGCAUCACUUAGAGACUGUCCUAAGUCUCUAAUUGUGUGUAUUACAGUGAAACCUUGAGAUGACAUUAGGCUUGACAGUAACCUUUGUUAGGAGCCUAUAGAAUUUCCCAUAAUGCCUUUACAUGCAGUGAAGGUGGUUCAUCAAAAAGUAAUGCAAUACCUGAGGGAUGCAUUUCCCUCUUCGCUUUUAAAGCCAUGAGCGAUGGUAGUUUCUGCUGAAUAUUCCCUUCGGGGUGAGAUAGUAACCUCAUUUAUGUGCAGACGGAUCAUGAAACACUUUUGGGUUUUUGUUUGAAGAGAAGUAAGUUCAGCUGCCACUGAAACGAUUCUUUAUAAGUAAUAUGAUGAUGAUAAUAAUCGGAGAAAACAAAUAUUUUUGAUCCUUUUGUAAAUUUUCAUAUUUAGUAGAGUUUGUUGUCGACACAGUUGUCAGUCUUUCUCUCUGAGCCAUGCAGAGCCGCUCAUAUUCGGCAGCUUUAUCCUUCUCUAAGUAUGAAACAGGUCCACGUCUCUACCUUUGGUUGCUGAAGCUGUUUUCUUGCCAUGUUUACAUUUGUCUUUGUCUUGUGAAAUGUGUUCAGAGGAGGGACAUUUUUCUUUGGUUUCUUUAGUUUUUGAUAUCACGAGUGUACACGCUGUGGUGUGUUUGUAAGUGGAGGUAUUUAUUCUUUAUAUUUUCUGAUCAAAGUCAUAAAGAGCUGUCCUACUUUAAGUAAUAUUAUUAACAUGGCCUGGAGCUGUAUAGGUCAGGAAUUGUUUUUAGUUUGUACCCUGAAACAUGCAAUUAAAAGUUUGAUUCUUAGCCUGUGAUUGAUGAAAGACAGUGAAUCUGCCUCAGUGACUAAGGUGGAGAGGAAGCGGUGUCCUGUUACUGUUGCUGAUUAAACCGAACCUGCGUUAGAAACAGACUAAGGUAACAGUACAUCCCUGUCCUCUCUAACAUCAGUAUCAUCAGCUGUCAGUUAGAAAGGCACCAAGGCCACAACCUCAUGACUAACAGGAACAGUCGACCAACAGAUCUUGUUUUGAUGUGCAAAAACAGGUGAAUUUUGAACAUGGUAUUUGCAUUGAGUUAUACAUUAACAACACUAUACUGCCAGAGUCGCUAGCAACCGCUAAAUCCUCACGUUUCUCUGUAUGAGGUUUCAUUCCCGCCUGUGUACAUUGGUUUUAGGAUAGAAGAGGAGGAGAGCAGAGUUUCUCUCACAGAUAUACACGACUCUCUUUGUCGUUGGUACCUGUUCAAUCAUCGAUAUCUAUGAAUAAGAAACCUCACAAUCACAAUUUUCUGACAUUACCUGAGUCUUUAGUCAGAAGAGUUUUGGUCGAUUUGUCAUCUGUGUGUUUUCUCCUUGUCGUGCAGGUUAUGGUGAGCCUCUCAGUGUCCCAUCUCCUACAGAGGCCUGCGUUUUAAAAGGAGACCCAUGCUGAUAAAUGCCAGGCCUCGCCACACUCUCUGUCGUCUGCACAAACACAAAUGCCUGCCUGCCCGUGGGGGAGGUCUGAUUAAAGAUAUCCACAUUUCAUCCACUGGUAUGUGCGAGGACUUUACUGUGUGGCAUUUCUACCUUUUUGUAUUUGUGUAAAUCACGUCUGCUUUUACCUGAACCACACUUAUCCAGAUAUUCUCAAAGAAUAAACAGAAGUAUUUUGAUCUCACGCUGCUCCACCACUCCCGUGUGUGUCUCCUCUCACCUUCCCUCAUCAUCCCUCUUCCGUCCCUCUGACUCCAGGGCUGUGUCCCCCGUCCCAGCGGCCACCAUGUUUUGGAAGUUCGACCUGCACACCACCUCCCACAUCGACCAGCUGCUGGACAGGGAGGACGUGACGCUGAGAGAGCUGAUGGAGGAGGAUGAUGUCCUCCAGGAGUGCAAGGCCCAGAACCGCCGGCUGCUCCUGUUCCUCUCCCAGGACCACUGUAUGCAGGAGCUGGUCAGCCUCAUCACCACAGAGCCGCCCGCUGACCUGGAGGAGAGGAGUCGCUUCAAGUGAGUGUUUGAGGAUGUUCACACGGACUCUGGUGGAUUUACUCAUUGAUUGAUGAUUGAUUGAUUGAUUCCUUCUCAUUGCCACUGUGUGUUUCUCUAAAGGUUUCCCAACAUCGCUUGUGAGCUCCUCACAUCAGACGUGUCACUAAUAAACGACAAACUGGGUGGAGAUGAGUCUCUCCUCGAGAUGCUUUAUCACUUUCUGGAGCAGGACCCACCACUUAACCCUCUCUUGGCCAGCUUCUUCAGCAAAACCAUCGGCAAUCUCAUCGCCAGAAAAACUGAACAGGUACGCUGGAGAAGCUCAUGUCUGCGGCAGGUGUGCGGCUCCUGUCUGUCCUGCUGUCUGAAAACUAAAAGUAUGAACGCUGUCUUUGUUUGUCAGGUGAUCACCUUCCUAAAGAAGAAGGAGGGGUUCAUCGGUUUGGUGCUGAAACACAUUGACGCCUCCGCCAUGAUGGACUUGCUGCUUCGCCUCAUCAGCUGUGUGGAGCCUGCCCCCUUGAGGCAGGAGGUCCUUCAUGUAAGAUCUCUUGUUAAGCACUUAAAUGAACAUAUAUAAAUCGGUCUCUGACGUGUCUAACUGAUCAUUUUUUCCUCCUCAAGUGGCUAAACGAGGAGAAGUUGGUACAGAGACUCACAGAGCUCAUCCACACAGGCAAAGAUGAGGAGGUGAGGAUCAGACCCACCGUAAAGGUUCUGGUUGUAACUGAUGGAGGAGCGUGGAAUCUGCGCAUGACUGACAAUUCUUCAUUCCAUUUCAGAGACAAUCAAAUGCAUCCCAAACACUUUGUGACAUCAUCCGCCUUAGUCGAGACCAGGCCAAUCAGAUGCAGGAGAAUAUGGAGGCCGACCCACUAUUGGCUGUACUAGAGUCGUAAGUUUAUUCUUUCCUUGUGAUGUGAUCUGAACCAUCGUGUCGAUUAAAGCCCAAAUUUUUCACACAGAUGAAUUUAUCCACCAGCUCAACGACAACAAAGACAACACAACCACACGCACGUUCUUAUAUCAGAGACCAUCUGCUGUUUUUAGCUGCAAACAAAACCACAACGUCGUCCGUAUAGAUGUUAGUGAAUCAUGUGAUCGAGGGUUAUGAUGUUUGUUAAUUUUUGGCGUCAAAGACCUAAACUUGUCUGCUUCUUCUCUACACUGAUAAACAAUGAAGGCUCUUUUUCAUUUUGGACUGGUGCAUCAUGUUACUUCAGGGCGGUGGGAAAUUCUGACGAGCGUUUCCUGUAGUCUCCUCAUGAAUCUUGUUGUCAUCGUCCUGUAAUUGACGUGCUCCUUAUAUUUCCUUCUCUUUUCUUUUUGAACCCCGGGCUCAGUAAAGUUGUUUUAAGAUGCGUGUCCUCACACGCUCACACAGGCAGAGAUGAUCGUAAACAAACCGACACUGCUACGUGACCUCGCUCUUCAUGUGUGGCAAAUUUCCAUAUUCCAAUGAAAGAGUUUUCCAGGAACCCCUCAGGUUUGCUGGCAGAGCCUGUUAAACGACAGCGUUUGAUUUUAGGGCGAGUUCGAGUUGGUGUCCUUAAUUGUGCUUCCUCAGAGGUUUUAGGAAAUAACUCGAGGACUUCUUCGACCUCUUUGUUUCUCAGGCAGGAAAGUGUAGCGGGGCUCCUCAAGAACAUGUUUGAGGGGGAGAGGAACGAGGCCUCCAUCGUUAACGGAACUCAAGUGCUACUUACCUUACUGGAGACCAGGAGGUCUGGGUGAGUCCUCGUAAAACAGUAGAUUAGUAUCAUCUUCUCAAAGGUAUCAGAAAAUGAACCUUCCCUCCUGCUUUCGUCUCCCAGGUUGGAAGGGCUGAUGGAUCUGUAUUCUCAGGGUUUUGAAAGGUCUUACACUGUCAACAGCAGUAUUUUAAAUGCCAUUGAGCCCCAUUUAAAGGACUUCCAGCAGCUUCUUCUGGAUCCCCCCAAGGUAAAACCACAAAGCAGUGCCAAGUCACGAAGCAGAGAACUUUUUCAGUGUUUCAUUUUACUUUUUGAUUCCUUUAAAAGUUUAAUAUUGAGCCUCCAUGGAUCGAACCUUCCUUUAAAAACCCUCUCAAUGGCCUCCUUCUAUUUUACUUUUUUAUUUCCGACAUUGAAGGUUUUGUCUUCCCUCAACAGAAAAGUGCAAUAUUGACAACCGUUGGCGUUCUGGAGCAGCCACUGGGGAACGCCCGCCUUCACGUGGCCCGCCUGGUGGCCGCUCUGCUGCAGACCAAUGCCCCCAGUAUCUGCCAGGAGCUCUGCAAUCUUGCCACCAUGGACCUACUACUGGUGAGUCAAAACUGCCUUCACACUUUAACUCUGCAGCUUUAGGUUUUCAUUUGAUGCAGUUUGAAAUCAUGUUUUCACAAAGUCCGUUACAAGGCCAUGACGCUCUGGUUGAGUAUGACACCAUCUGAUCAAAGGGCACUGAUGGUGACUCAUGUGGAGCAGGUCCAUAUCUGAUCCUUUAUUUGCCCUGAGUGAACAUCAGAGCAGCUCUGGAGGAGACUUUAUAACCUUACAGUCCGGUCAGAGUGCAUCAGCUCGUCAUUGUUGUGCUCACAGAUCUCUCUCUCUUUCUCUCUCUGAACAGGAUCUGUUCUUCAAAUACUCCUGGAAUAACUUUUUGCACUUCCAAGUGGAGCUCUGUGUGGCGGCUAUCCUGAACCAUCCAUCCUCAGAGGAGCGGCCCAGCCCAGGCCUCCAAAACCACGAUGGGAAGUCUGCAGCAACCAACUCUGAGGUGCCAGGGGAGGUCGGGGAGACAGGCCGGACCAGUGACCCACAGACCUCCAUCCACAACGCCCUCGUGGCACAUGUAUGUUUUAUCCCCUACUCUCUUCUGCUCUUCUUCUGAGCUCCCCUCUGAGUUUUUUCUCAUUUCUCAUCUGUCUUUGUUUCCGUUAAACUCACAGCUCUUCCAGAAGUGUCACCUGGUUCAGAGGAUCCUGGAUGCUUGGGAGGAGAAUGAUAAAAUCCAGUAAGAACUUCAAAUUCAAAUUUUUCUCUCCUUAAACUUCACCUCUGCGGCUGCAGUUUUCUGCUGUGGGCUUAAAUGUUUAUCUCGUAUCUUUGCAUUUUCAGUUUUGUGCUCCGAGAAAACUUGAGAAGUUUCUGAUCUUGAGAGUUUCCUUCUUACUCCUCAGAGACUUCUCUAGAAAUGCGUUGUGCUCGUUGUGUUUGUGUUAAUUUGCCGUUUGGAGGUAAACUGAAUUGUGUCCCCAUCAAUCUCAGGGCUGAGGGUGGCACCAGGAGAGGCAACAUGGGUCACCUGACAAGAAUCUCCAACAUGGUGGUCCAGAACCUGGAGAAAGGGCCGGUACAGGCUCAGAUAUCUGACCUCAUCAAAGGUACCGCAGUUACUCUGAUACCUGAAAAGUCACUACGAGAAAAAAAUUCAAGGUAAAAACAAACUAAUGUGAUUUUUCAGAGCUUCCAGAGGACUGCAGAGGACGCUGGGAGAGCUUCGUAGACGAGACCCUGAGAGAGACCAACAGGAGGAACACGGUGGAGCUGGUGAGCGUCCUUCAGGAACACUCAGGACCUCCUACACGAAAAGAUUUCCUUUCACUUCCUCUUCUUCUCUCCAGGUUUCAGUCAUUGAUGUUUAGAGCAGUCAGUCAGCCAGUCAGGACAGGAGCGAGCAGGCCAGCAUGUCAGACCAGAGAGAUCACCUCCAUUCCUGUUAUUAUUAAUAAAGGAAAAUCUAAACAAAGAGUGGAAGUGUGGUUUUGAUGAUGACAGCAGGAGAAGUCGCUGUAGGGUGAUAGUUCAUGAUGUCUCAGCAAAAACAGCAACAGUUUUGGAGAGAGUUUAUCUUCAGCAUAAAUAAAUAAAGAUGUUUCACAUGAGUCUGUCUGUGAGCCGAUAAACGCUGUAAAGAAUCACCAAACUUCUUUUCUGUGGUUUGCAGGUGAGCACCCACAACAUGCACUCGUCCAGCGAGGACGACGACAUGGAGAGCCCCUUCCCCAACGACCUGUCCCUCCAGCAGGUAGGAAAGACGCUUUCGUACAACAACAAACGGACCUCUGUGUCUCCAGUUUUCAGACAGGAAUCAGCUGUAACACUCGCUCAAUCUGAAGUUCAACAUCUUCUUUGAAUGUUCCUCCUCCAGGCUUUCUCGGACUAUCAGAUCCAACAGAUGACCGCCAACUUCGUGGAUCAGUUUGGGUUCAACGACGAGGAGUUCAGCGAGCAUGAUGAAAACAUCAAGUAAGUAUUCGAAAGCCUUGACGCGUCACGUUUCCUGGAUUUUCUGACUCUGCUGCUCGUCUUACUUUAAUACCGAAAAACUUCAGAGUGCUGAUUUUUUUAUCAAACUUCUGUUCUCUGUCUUUAGCGCCACAUUCGACCGAAUUGCCGAAAUCAACUUCAAUCUAGAUGCUGAUGAUAAUAGUGUAAGUGUUUGUGUCGGAGUUUGUUCGUUCACAGAAAUAUGAUCCACUCAGUCUGCAGUUUUACCAAAGACAGUUAUGUUUUUUUAAAGAACUUUUAUAUUUAUGUAAGAAAUUAGAGACUUCAUUAACUGAAGUGUUUGCUCUCAGGCCAACGCGGCUGCUUUUGAAGCCUGCUGUAAAGAGAGAAUACGCCAGUUUGACGACGCCGAAGAAGAGGAGGACAUUUGGGAGGAGAAGGAGAUGAACUAUGCAACACAAGUCAAAUCCAGAACACGGUAAACCUCCUGGUAAACCUUGUUGAAUUUGAGGAUCCGCUGAUUCGUCCGCUUUUUCUAAAACUUCCAUCCCGUCACUCUGUUUCAGGUUUGGUGUCACCCAAACCUCAGAGGGGAGCUCCAGAGGCAGCUUGGAGAACGGAGGCAGGGAGCGAGACCACGGAUCUGAAUCUGAUGAGGACGAGGACUGUGAGCAGAACCCAUCCGAUUCAGGUGAACGAGGAACGCAGAGAAAUGUGAAGUUAACCUUCACAGUAGACUCCUUACUUAAUUAGGGGUCAUGUUUUGCUUUCAGGUCCUGGUUGGACGGCUAACUUCAGGGACUCUAGAGGGACGGCAGCAUCUCAGACCCCAGCAGGAUGGGAGAGCUCGGCUGGAGGCGCAGCAGACACACAGGGAACCGGCUGGGCCAACUUCACUGAGUUCCAGCCUUUCUCCGGGUGAGGAUAAGCUCAAGUCCCUGGAAUCCUGAGGCUGGAAUCCUCAUCUGUGUCAGGACUGCAGGUUCUGACCUUCUCCUCCCUCUUUUUCAGUACGGAGACUGAGCCCAGGUGCAGCUCUCCUGUGGAAUCUGGCGGCAGUGUCGCUGAUAAACAAGCCAAACAAAACCACGAAAAGAGCGGUGAGUUUUGACCUGGACCCUCUGAACUCCACUUCACUUUAAAAUACGAUUUGAAGAACAAAAAAAUAAAGUUUUUGUGUCUUUCUGUGUCAGCGGACGUAAGUGCCUCCUCUGGCACUUGGCCAGUCGGUGAGGGGAGGAAGGCUCCCCUCGUGGCCUCAGACAGCAGCUCCUCCGGGGGGUCUGACAGCGAGGAGGAGAGAGGGGAAGAUAAAAACGCUGCCGCUCCUCACGUCGCAGCUAUCGCCUCUGAAACCCCCGUCGCCCCCGCCAACAAGACAGCUGACCUCAAAAGGUUUGCAUCUCAAAGUCUAAAUUCCCUCUGCAGCCUGUCACAGAGAGUCCAUGUGUGUUUCUAAGCAUCUAUAUUUAAAACAUAACGACCACAUUGAGAUAAUUAUAGAGCAGAGCAGGAUGGGAAAUUACUGCAUUCGUGUAUUUCAAGUAUGAUGAGGAGCUUCUCUGGAGCGAAAUAAGAGUUUCAAACUAGGUUCACAGAUGGAGAAAAAACUUCAGGUCACAGUGUUGUUGCUGAUCCAGACCACCAGUCCAGAGAGUCGAACACUAGAACCCCCGACACCAACUGGAUGUGACGUUUUCUGAGUGAAUGUGGGCUCAGUCGUCACGAGCGCCCUCCUCCUGACCUCCUGGAGAAAAGCUGAAUGAGCUCGUUUGUAAAACUUCACAUAUUCAAAGAUCGCAGAUGACGCCCUGCAGAGCGCCCUGUUUGUCCAGCUUAAAAUAGAGCAGGCUGUUUUCUGUUGCUUUUGCUGUGAGGUUAAAGGUCAACCCCAGAACAAAGAGACGACGACAAGGGGAGAGGGUGUUUACUCAAACCUGCAUACACUCUGAGAAAGAAGCCAGGCGACGAGGGAUGAAUUUUAAAAGUCUAAUUUAGUCGCAUUUAUUCGAUAUAUCUGAUUUAUAACAACAUGGUGUAAAUGAAUCUGUGUGUGUGUGUUUGUGUGUCCCACAGUGAGGAGAGUCCGGUGUCUCUGGAGAAACUGUCUCUGUCAGAUCCUCCGAAAGCGUCAGAGCAGCCGCCCUCUGACGACUCACCUGUAGCUACACAGACUGACAGGAAGUAAGUGCUGCAGUUUAAGUUUCAAUGACUUACCCCGAAUUUCCACCACUUCCGGAACGGCCGUGAUUUUCGCCGUCUGCCAAUUCCUACCAGAUCCAUUUUUGUGGCAGAUUACAGACAGCAGGAAUCGAGAGAACUCACAAGAACCCACAAAUUCACAUGCAAUCGCACAAUAACAAGUUGUCUCUGUAGAAACAGCCACAUAGACAUAUAAGCAGUAGAUUAUGUCCUUCCAGAGGAGGAAAUCUACUUCUAGACUUCUAGAAUCAGCAUCUCCUCAUCCAUGGUGUCAUCAGGAUGAAAUGACGUCUAAAAACCUUUCCCUUGUUUGUGUGAAAUACAAUCUGCUUGAAACCUGGAGUGUUUUAUUUUGAAAAGAAGCCGGAUGUUUUAUUUUGUGUCUGUGCCGACUUCCUUUCCAGCACAGGUUAAUCUGUGCUGAAUUCAUCCGACAUGCUGCGGGGUCCGGAAAAAAAUAAAACUCUUGUGAUCAGCUGUGGAGUCUGGCGAUCCGCAGAGGAACGGAAAGAAGUCGGUGGAAAUUGACACGUUAACUUGAAUGGUUACGAUCAGCUACGAUCGGAGGAGAUGACCUUUUCAUAGCUGUUCGGAUGCGGUGGAAAAUGGGGGUUAACUGUCUGUUUGUUUGUAAAGUUGUGUAUUCACUUUCUUCAGAGUAAGAUAGUCGAGGUAAGAGCCUCCUGUCGGGUUUUCUGGUUGUGUGAUUGUGUCCUCUUGUCACGCUCACAGAGAGGAGACGCCCCCGCCCCAGGAAGUGUCAGUGAACGGGCCGGUCUGAGCGCGUGCAGACUGCUCACAUCCAUCUGUGACGGUGCAGCGGACUGUCAGCCUCCUCCAGAGUGACUCCUCUAAAACCACCUCACUGCAACUACGGCGUUUUUUUACUGAAUCACUCUGCCAUGUUAUUGGACCUGGACACUGCCAAUCAACACCAAUAAUGAGGCGGCGGGACGUGUAAAAAAAAAAAGAAAAAAAACGAAAAACAAAAACAAGAAUUAAAUAAUGAGAAACCAAUAAACCCAACAGCCGGAGCGGAGGAGUGCAGAGGGCGGGAGGAGUCGUGGUCAAAGCCUUUUUUUCCGAUGUUGCACAUGAUCAUGUGCGGUUUUAAUGUAGCAGCGACAGAAUCCGAGGGGUAACAUCGUCAUCGUUAUUUUUUUAUGUCAACCUGAAAGAUUUCUCUCCUACCUGUUCGAAGCUGUUGGAAUCCCGUUGUUUGGGAUUUUUUUUACAUCCUCACCCCUGAAUGGAUAGCACAGGCUAACUUUUAAUGAUGCCUCAACAAUAAAUACCUUUUUUUGACCGCAUUUUUUUCUUCAAGCUUAAAGAAAAAGCACUUAUGCAGCCAUUUACUGUACAUUAUAGCACAAUGUAAGUGUUCGACCCUCAUCUCUGCUGGCUGUCUUCUCUGUCCUCUCACCCACAUCGAGGUUUUGAUCCAUCGUUUCCGUUUUUUUUUUUUUCUCCUUUCUUUCUUUGGUUGCUGUUGAUGAAACAUCUCGUUGUCACCAGGUUUCUGAAUGUCUGAAGUGCUUCAGGAGGGUCCGAGUAGGAGGAGGAGGAGGUAGAGGAACAGAGCUCUAAUAGUAUUACUGUCUUUUUGCUCAUGUGCAAUAAUGUCAAUUAGCCAUUUUUAUUUAAAAGAUGAAUUUCAACAUUUAUUUCUUUUUUUUAAAAGAAUCAAUCUAGCGUCACAUUCGGUCGUAGGUUCGGGAAAACAAAUUUGGAUCUAAUCUCCUCUGAUUUUAAAUUUUUAUCUCCUUUUUUUGUUUGUUUGUUUUCUUUUUAGUGCAUGUAUAACCGGUUCUCUGUUGACCUAGCUAGUGAGCUAAGACCUUCUGAUUGUAAUGACUUUAAGUUCUUAUUGCUAUUCCCCUUAAAUCAACCAAACAUUAUCUACCUAUAUACAAAUAUUAUCUACAUUUAAAAGUAAUUUUACAAGCAAUCUUGAGAUUACUCUUGUCGUCUGUUCCUUUUUUCUCUCUCUCCACUGAGCACUUACUCACAGGGCGAGAGCGGCAUCUGCUAGAGUGACGCUGUAUGUUUUUUUUUUUUUUUUUUUUUUAAGUUUUAUUUUGUUUCUUCUCUGAGCAGCAGGAUUUGAACGAGGGCAGGUCUGGGUUCUGCAGAGCUCCAGGCCUCUUUGGUGUACUUACUUAAAUCAUUUGACAGCGAUCAGGUUCUACGAUCAUUGUUAAACAAAAAAAUUGAAAUUAAAAGUGUCUGGUUGACCACAUUAAUACCAAAACUUGGACUUUGCCUUCUUGUUGUCGUCUUUGUCCUGCUGUGAAGAUCCAGCUGUUGGUUCACGAUGACGAACACCUUUAGACUCUUGGAAAGACGGUAAAGAGGAAGAUUUUCUCUCUCUGGCAGGAAAGUGAGGCAGAUGUCAGUCCACCAAAGAUCCUCAGAGGAAGAACAGGUCCAGACUGAAGUCAGGGUCAGCUAGAGAGCGGAGGUCCAGGGGGCAGGAUUUUUUUCCCCAGGAUGGUAGGGGAAGGUUCCGCCCUCCUUUGCCUCUGAUUAGCGAGAAGUGCUGGGCUCCAAUUGGUUAUUUCUUAUGGCUGCGAAACAUCAUCGUUUUACAGGUUAGGAUUAGGAUUAUGCUGUGUUCGAGUUACCUCAGAUGUCGGAGCUGAAAAUGACGCGACACCCAAGUUCCCAGCGUUUCAGUUACCAAGUCAGAAAAAGCAAAAUUGGAGGCCUGAAACAAGAUGGGUACACCUACGUACGUUAUUUUUAUUAUUACAAGAUUAAUAAAAUCGAAAAUUGAGUUUCUGCUAAAGUAGAAAUUUCAAAAUUAAAAAUGAGAUUUCGAGAGAAUAGUCAAAAUUUCAAGAUUAACAAAGUGAAAUUAUGUCAAUAAAGUCGAAAUUUCGAAAUCAAAAUUGAGAUUUUGAGACUGAAGUUGAAAUUUCAAGAUUACAAAAUGUGGAAAUGUCUUGAAUGUCAGAAUUUCGAGAUUCAAAAAAGUCAAAUCUUGACAUUAAAGUCAAAAUGGAGAUUUAAAAAAAUCUCCCUUCUGUAAUUAUUUUUUUCUCUUCUUGUGGCCCCAAUCCUCCUUCAUAAGAAACACUUCUGUUACACUUGGUUUACUUUAUUGAAGCGGUUUACCUGUCCAGCAGAAAGGUUAGAGCCAAGAUCCUGAAGCGUCCCCCUUCGUUCAUGCUAGCUUCAUUGACGUUGACCCGGCUUUUUAGCUCUUGUCCGGUCUACCUCCGUUUUAAGCGCCCGUUAUUCCUCCAGAGUCUCCGGUAUUUACUUUGUUUUCUUGCUUGUGUCGGCAGUCGUGGUUAAAGGAGGAUUCAGACAAUUUUCCGAACUUUCUGGUUGGCUUCUACUGUCCGAUAUUGUAGCACGCUAACUUUGUUGGGCUCGUGAACGUAAUUCGUGGAGCGUGCCUCACAGCACGAGGGAGCAGCGUCUGCCUCACAACCAAUGAGGUUCGGGGAGGCGGAGUCAGAAAGAGCGGACCGUUAAAAAUUUAAAUGUCGACGACACAGACAUAAGAGAACACAGCGAUAUCGUUAUAUUACCAAACGCCAUCAAUAACUAAUAACUAUAGACUGAUAUUAAAGCUUUUUUGUAUAGGGGAGACUGGGGUAAGUUGAUCCACCCUCUGUUGUCUGGAAAUGGUAAAAGAAAUUGAUCAUGUGAGCAAAUCUUUAGGAGAUGGGCAUCAAUUCAUGGAGUCUGUGAAAGUUAGAAGGACAUGGGUGAAGGGGUUAGACAUUUAUUUCCACCCUUGAAAGUGAAUUUAGUCUGUCAUCAGUUUGAUUAGAAUUGUGUUCAGACCAAAAGAUAUAAUUUUAAAUUUGUUUUAUACAUCAACUGUGGUAUCUAUGAGGCAUGAAAGUCCACCAUUUUAUCUUGGAGGACUCAUAAAGUCAUCAUAGUAGUUCAGGAGUAACUGAGAAAGUAAAGGAGUCUGAUGAGAGGAUCAGAGUUUACCUUCAGAUUGUUGAAAUGUUUGACUUUUUCUUUUAAAAAAUACAGAUCUGUGAAUGUUCUGAAUCACUUAAAGACAUUCUCAUGUUAAAAUGACUUUUUAAUAAAAAGCUUUUUAGCAGUUAUAUGCAAUAAUAAUAAUAAAGAGUUAUUGUACCAGUUAAAUAGUGUAUAAUAGAUAAAAAUACACAUGAAUGUGAAGAAGUGACUGUUAUUUAGGGAGAGUUGACCAUAGGAGACCACUUUUUUGUCCUGCUAUAUUAUCAAGAUUACAGUUCUGUUUACACUCAUUCUGUUGGUUUGCAGGGAUGAACAACAUCCUGAAAUAUCUGCAGAUACACUAAUUUGAGACAAAACUACGACUGACUUGAUGUAGUGAUCUGAAAUAUGAAAAAUGGCUCAUCUUACCCCACCUUUAAUGAACUGGAUCUUUAUACUUCUCAGAGUCAGAACAGUCCUGACCUGACUCCAGUCGUCCUCUGAAGGUAAAGCUGUGCUGUUACUAAGUCGUCCUGGGAGCCUUCAUGGACUACGUUUUUGAGCACAUCCCACACAUACUCGAUCGGAUUCAGAUCUUAGGAAACUGAAGUCGACACUCUGGACUCAUGAGGCGCUUUUCAACAGCAGGAACUGUCCCCUGUAACUAGGACUUACCCCAGAACUGUGCGCAUGUCCACGUUAAUCUAGUGGUUCCUUAAACUAUAAUCCAGGGUCUGCUCUGAUGAAAUGAGUCCAAAUCAAACAGGACACAGAUUUCCACAUUUAAACCCACAGUUUUUAUUUGGAUCUAAAAACUAUAUCGACAUGAUUGACAACAUAACCCGGCUCAGAAAAAUCAUUUCUAAUAAAAAAAAAAAGACCAAAAAUAAAUAAACAGGAUUAUGUCUUAUUGUUGUGGUUAAUGAAUCUGUUUUAGAGCGUUACCACGGCGAGAUGAGUAAACGAGUGAGAAGACGAGCUGGGUCCGACCGGAUGUGGACUACAGUCACAAAUUCAAAGACACGUGGCGAGGCUGAUCGCAGGGGUCUGAGUGUCGGUCUGUUUAUGAUGGCAGUGAAAACAGGAAGAUCCAAACUCUGAACUGGAUCCUUUUCUGCAGGUUUUUAGGGGGGUCUACAUGACUUCAGGUGUGUUCUGUUACUGCAUCUUACUGCCUGCAGAGUAAAUCAAGAGUUAAAGUGACUGUUUUACCUCCAACAGGUUGUGAUUGUUUAUUAUUUAGGAAAGAUCUGCACAGAGACACAGAUGUUUUUUUCGUUUCUAUGGAAAAAAAGGAAAGUCAGCACUCUGUGAACAUGGAGAAGUUAAUUUAUAAAUCUUAUUUCUUUCUUUUUUGUCUAAUUUAUAACUUCAAAGAAACACCUGACAUAAUUUUGAGUCUUUACAGAAAUUAUACUGUUAUUAUUAUUUAUUCUACUUGCUUUUAGAUUUCAAUUUAAUGGUCUAAAUGUUUAAAACAGAUCAACAAAUGAAGGAUAACUUUGUGAAACACAGGAAGAGAAGUAGUUUCGCCAAGUUUGAUGAUCAAGAAAGUGACUUUGCAGGAAGAAGUUUCUGCUAAGAGUUUUAGUUUGAAACUCCAAGUUGAAAAUAGUUGAACAAUUAUUGUAUUAGAUUAAAUUAACCCUUUAAAACACAAGUAAAAAAAGGUCAGUGAUAGACCGGUAAAUCCUGUCUUCUGCUAGUUUUGAAUUCUGUUUCUGGUUUUAGGAAAUUCUCUCUGUGAUUGUUAAAUAUCAUCAGUAAAUUAGAUAACCUGUCGGGGGUAAAAACAGACUCUUCGGCUCCUGUACCUGUCAGGCCGGGCGAAUGGAGGCUGACUCUGACCUGAUUGGCUGAAUUUCAGUCCAAACUGCUUCACUUUCUGUCUCAGUGUACGAGGAGUCUGUUUCUCUCAGUGGGUUGGAUGAAUUUCUGACACGUCAGAAACUCUGCGCCUCUGAAUGAAUCCUCUGGCGCAGUGACAGGUGAACGACUGAAAUGCACAUAUUAUCGAUCUAAUACUUGAAACUAUACUUCUGCAAAACCUGGGCAGUUUCUGAUUUGGUGCGUGGGAAGUUUUAAAGCUACAACACGAGCCCCCAGAACCCGUCCUGUUAGAAUAAGCCUUCAUACUCGCAGCAGGAAAACUUGAGGUGUCCGACUUUUAUUGUGACUGUAAUCUUCAUCCAGAACAUCCCACCGCUGUGGGUGAGUAACACAGUAAAAUCCAACCAGCCUUUAAAAAUCAGCCCGCAGGCGUCAGCUCCCACUAACACAGCGUCUCCACUCCUGCACGAACGGUCGGUUGGUGAUGAGCAAAAGACGACGUUUACAAAAAAAAAAAAAAAAAGACAUUGAGGGUUUUAAAAAAAAAAAGCAUUAGUCACAUUAAUACAGAAAUAAUAAACAAAUGGCACAUUGAAUUCCUAAUUCAAAAUAAAGUGGUGCUUGAGGAACUUUCUUACUGAGGAGACAAGUUAAAUAAAUUACUACCAUAAACGUUACAUACAAAUCUGGAGUAGUAUAUACAAAGGAGUUAUUAGACACAAAAAAAAUCUACAAUUUCAAAUUUUAUGUUCAACAAAGACAGCAGUAGAACUUUAUUUUACAUAGCAGGGUUUGUGUUAACA